Molecule: messenger RNA, 2837 nt
Organism: Cydia splendana
Lineage: Eukaryota; Metazoa; Arthropoda; Insecta; Lepidoptera; Tortricidae
Exons: 3
Coding region: 159-2837 (892 amino acids)
Biological process (GO): DNA integration
Molecular function (GO): nucleic acid binding
Source: RefSeq, a predicted model, not a curated record
CAUCACCGCCUACACCCGAUACACGGAUUAAUAACAUCAUUUGCGUUCCUGCGGCUGAAACAGGUAAUAAGGUGUCAGACAACAAUGUGACUGUGUCUAAUAUAGGUAUAUCGUGUAACCAACAUAAAACGUCUAAUGAAACAUGUUCAAAUAUUACAAUGUUGAAGGUUUUACCAGUGACACUUUCAGGGCCAAAUGGCAGCUAUGAAACCUUCGCGUUUCUCGAUGAUGGCAGUACUGCGACUAUGAUCGAUUGUAAAGUGGCUGCUCGCAUAGGUUUAAUAGGACCUGAAGAGUUCAUAACUGUCAAUGGUAUCAUGGGUUUACAAAAAACUACAAAGGUAAGAUACGUUGACUUUUACAUAAGAGGUAAAUAUGAAUCUGAUAUCCAUUUGGUAAAUCGUGCUAAGGCUGUACAAUCGUUAGGCUUGAACGAACAAACUCUAUCUACAGAGACUAUUGAAUCUUAUGCUCACUUAAAAGACCUAGCCGAAUACUUGACAUAUGCUGACGCUACACCAACCGUACUUAUUGGUGCUGAGCAUUGGCAUCUGUCAAUAUGUCGCGAGGUUUGUGAAGGCAGACGUAACGAGCCCGCCGCUUGUCGCACUUUGCUUGGGUGGACUUUGUAUGGACCAACGAGUAGCAAAACCAAGCCAGUCGAGUUCGUCAACCGUUGUCAGUUAGACCGCACUGAACCUUCUGAAAAUGAACGCCUGGAGUCACUGAUAAAGGAGCAAUACAAACUCGACUCGCUCGGUAUCUCUAAGCGCGAGACUCUAUUUAGCAAGCUAGACUCCCGUGCCGUCGAGAUUCUUGACGCUACCACCACACGCUUACCGACCGGUAGAUAUGAAGUAGGUCUUCCGUGGUGUGACAACAUACGGUGUGUUCCCGAUAGCUACCCACAAGCUUUAACAAGAUUUCUAAGCCUCGAAAGGCGAAUGAUUCGUGAGCCCGCCUUCGCUGACGCGUAUAAAAAGUUUAUUGAUAACAUGAUUGCUAAAAAUUAUGCUGAGGAGUGCAAUUCCGGCACUUAUUACAAUCAUCUUAUCACUAAAAGCGUCAACACCAGCAUUGAUCUCAAACGCGAUACCAAUUUAGGCGAUUAUCCAAAUAAAAUUCACACCUUAUCUGAUAAUUUACAACCUAGUACAGUCAGUCCGAAUAAUGCAGAAACAAAUUUUGACAUUAACCUGUCAAGUCCCUCGUUCCUUCUCGAUCCACCGGAGAAUUGGCCGGUUGAACCAGCUGGUCAGCCUAUAGUCCAGGAAGAGCGGAAGCAGACUUCUGGACUUGUGGUUGGUCAUCUGGAAAUCACCGCGGAUUUCAGUCGUUUUAGUGACUGGCUACGAUUACUUCGUCCUACUGCUCGCGUUUUGCAAGCUGCGUCUAAAUUUCGCUCGGCUUUAGAUCGCGUAGGUUGCGUUGCUCUUAGCACCGAUGUUAGGCGUCGUCAACGUACGAAUACACCUACGUCCACCACUCUAAUCCCCCUGACAGCGGAACUUAUGGAAGCCGCAGAAAGGCACGUACUGAAGAAAGUACAGUCUGAAUCAUUUAGUGACGAAAUCCCAAUAAUAGAACGUGGAGAAUUGAUACCAAAGAGUAGUCGCCUGGCGAAGCUUUCUCCCAGAAUGGGGCCAGACAACUUGUUGCACCUAGCUGGCAGAAUCGUUGCUGUACGAGACGUCGGUUCCGAGAUCAAGUUUCCAAUCAUUCUAGAUGGACGACACCCAGUAGUGCGCUUAUUGGUCAAUUUCUACCAUCGCAAGGCUGGACAUGCAAACAAUGAAAUGGUGGUCAAUGAGGUUCGACAAAAAUAUUGGCUUCUUCAUCUGCGCAGUACUGUUCGAAGCGUCACCAGCAAAUGUUUGUUCUGUCGCAUCAAAAGAGCAAAGCCAAUGAACCCGAUGACCGGUAACUUUCCUCCUCAGCGGCUUGCCCAUCACCGUCGCCCAUUCACGUACACUGGCUUGGGUUAUUUCGGCCCGAUAAAUUCUAAGAUCGGUCGAAGACAAGAGAAACGUUAUGUGGCCCUGUACACCUGCAUGACAUCCAGAGCCGUUCACCUGGAGCUUGUACAUUCCCUUUCUGCUGACUCCGCAAUAAUGAGCCUGCGACGGUUUAUUGCUAGGAGAGGCGCUCCCAAUACUGUAUAUUCUGACAACGGUACAUGUUUUGUUGGUGCAGACCGAAUUUUACGAGAAUUUCAUCAGUACGAGGUCUACGAUUUUGCUGCCAAUAGAGGAAUAAAAUGGAGCUUCAUUCCUGCCGCUGCUCCUUUUUUCGGCGGAUGCUGGGAGAGACUGAUUCGCACCGUCAAAGUUGCGCUGAAUGCCACAUUACGUGAAAGAGAACCUAAUCCCGAAGUCCUAGUAACUCUCCUUCUAGAAGCGGAGGCAAUAGUAAACUCUCGACCUCUGACCCAUGUCCCUGUUGGCCCUGAAGACCAGGAAACCCUAACGCCCUUCCACUUUUUAAUUGGCUCAUCCUCUAACCAGGUUCUGCCCGCAACCCUUGACGACAGAGACCUCUUAAGACGUGCUGACUGGAGGAAGGCGUUGAGACUGGCCGACCACUUUUGGAACCGAUGGGUAAAAGAAAUUCUGCCAACCAUGCAACCUCGCCAGAUAGCGGAGAACAGAGAGCACGACUUGACUAUUGGCGACUUAGUCAUCGUUGUAGACCAGAACCUACCCCGAGGAACCUGGCCACGCGGCCGCGUCGUUGCUACAUUCCCUGGCAGAGACGGAGUGGUCAGGGUGGUGGACGUAGCCACAUCAGGUGGAAUUCUUCGUCGACCUUCUAAAAAAUUGGUCAGAUUAGAGGCAUAA